AUGCUGAAUUUUGAUAUCAAGACCGCCCAGGAGAAGAGAGAGCUCGAUCUACAUGAGCUCGAGGAGAUCAUAUUGGAUGCCUACGAAAGCUCUAAGAUCUACAAGGAGAGGACCAAGGCAUUUCACGACAAAAAUAUCAUCCGAAAGGACUUGAAGGAAGGCGAUCGAGUGCUGUUGUUUAACUCUCGCCUGAAGCUGUUUCCUGGGAAACUGAAGUCGAGGUGGUCUGGACCCUUUACUGUCAAAGAGGUAUCCCCUUUUGGAGCGGUCACUCUGUUCAACAAGGAAGAGGCCCCAUUCACAGUCAACGGGCAAAGGGUUAAGCUCUAUCUUCGAGACUACGCAAUCCCAGAGGGGACAUCGAUUCCUCUCGCUGAGCCCCCAAGCCUAAUGAAUGAGGGAAGUCACAGAACAGGGAUCGAACAGGGAAGCUGGAAGGAACACAAGACGAGCUCGAUCGAGUCACUCGACGACGAGGUCGAGCCCUGCCAAGGUAAGAACCGACGAAACAGCGACGAGUCCUCACGAAGGAGAGCAGAGAUAACGCGAGGCAAGCGUCACGUCGAGUCCGAGGAUGACUUUGAGUUGGACGAGGAAAUGGAGGACAUCGAGUCGCCAAGAAACUUGAGAGACGAGCGACCCGUCCAUCCGCUGACCACAAACGAGAUGGCGCUCAUUCGUAUCUUCCGCAAAAUGAAAUUCGAAGGCACGCGAUACCCAGAGCCAAGAAGCGAUAGGAAGCUACGCAUCACCGACGAUGUGAACGCGAUGUUCGACAACUGA
Molecule: messenger RNA, 783 nt
Organism: Microthlaspi erraticum
Lineage: Eukaryota; Viridiplantae; Streptophyta; Magnoliopsida; Brassicales; Brassicaceae
Source: the annotation of a GenBank genome assembly